AAUCACUUUGAGGAGCAGAACAACCGCUUUUCAAACACGUUUUUACCUGGAUUUUGCCAGAAAGAUAUACAUAGUUUUCCACUGUAACUUUUGUGAAAACUCCUGCCAGAACAACUAACAGGAGAGGCAAAGCGCAUGCAUUUGUGCCCGUGUGAAAUCACUCUUUAUUGAUAAACACAAUCGUGUGCGCGUCCUCUUCCUCAGUUUUAAGUACAGUUACAAGAUGGAUUAAUCAAUUCUCGAAUUUCGACUAUUUGAAGAUUCACAAUGACUAACAGAGCGUUGCUGCUCGAUGUCUUUGACAAGUUUUCCAAGGAGCUGAGUGAAGAAUACAAAAGAGCAAACGCUGUCCGCGUCUUUGAAUUCCAGGCUGCCAUUAAAAUACAGGCUUGGUUCCGCGGUAUUCGUCUGCGCUGCUAUCUCAAGUUUCUGAGCAGCUGCUGUGUCAUUAUACAAAAAAAUUGGCGCGGUUAUUUGGGUAGAAAACAGUAUCGCUUCGUACUGUCAGAGGCAGUACACAAAAUGCAUGCCAACGGAUAUCACAAUUGCGCAACAAAGAUCCAGAGCACUUGGAAGGGCUACUACUCCAGAAAAUAUUAUUUCAAUUUCUACGCAAGAAAAGCUUACUUAGAAUCGAUUCACAGGAUUGGAAGUAUAGUAAAGUACGUUUUGAG
Molecule: messenger RNA, 674 nt
Organism: Dicrocoelium dendriticum
Lineage: Eukaryota; Metazoa; Platyhelminthes; Trematoda; Plagiorchiida; Dicrocoeliidae
Source: the annotation of a GenBank genome assembly